CGCGGUGUUAGCCUCCAACAAGCAAACAACAAGCACGUCCAAACGUCCCGAAGAAUCGAAGAACCCGAAGGCAACUGCAAGAAUAACACGUACACAGACAUUCGGAAAAGAAGUGCGAUUUGUUUCGAGCGAAUUCCCAGAGAUAUUUCAGUAAUUCAUACAUUCAUUUGAGAAGAAAAGCAAAAAAAAUACAGAAAUGCAGAAGAUAAUUUUCGGUUGGGCGUACGUCGCCUUGAUCUGCUCCAGCUGCAUCGUGAGCACCCUCUCCUACCCGAACGUAAAGUACGAGAGCGGAAGUUUCGUGCCGGCGAGGACGCCUCAACUUCCGUCGGUGAGGAUCGAGCGGAAGUUCGCAGAAAAACCUAAUGCAAUCAAGAAAGUCGCUUUGGACGAUCUCGACGACGUGAAUACAAAUUCCAUUCAAGAGUCGUCCGGAGGAUUUUCCUGGUCGAACUUAUUAGGUAAGGAAGUUGUUGGUAUGGUCAUGCAGAUGAUCUUCAACACGGGCGGUAACCAAGUUGGACCGAACAAAUCCGAAGGAUUGGACGACGGCGGUAUUGCUCCAUCCCCAUGGGCAAAUCUCCUUUCAGUCGGUUUGAAAAUCAUCACCGCUAUUCUUGGAGGCGGAGGCGGCGGCGGAGAUGGCAUUGAUAAAGUGGACAACGGAUCACCGAUGCAGGGAAUACUGGCGGCAGUUUUAUCGGCGGUGGUCGGAUCCCAGAACCCGGAUCAGGUCAACAUGAUGGCUAAACAAGCUGGAGAGUUCAUCAACAUCGUGGUCAACCUGCUGGAUGCCCUCAAAACCUCGUUCUCUCAUCGAUCGCUCUUGGCUAGGAACAUUGGAAGGAAGGAUACGGUGAGCGAAGCCACGGUUGCAGGAAUCUCGAUGAUGAAAGGAUACGUGAGAUCGCUUUCGACAGCCAGCAGCAAAUGCAUGCAGAAGUAUCUGUGCGAUGCGAACAGGGAAUGCACGAACGACAUCGGACAGACGAGCAUCUUCUGCCAAUUGGGAACUUACGCGACGAGUUUUGUUUUGGAGAAGUCAACAACCGGAAACAGUUUCGAUUUGCUGUACGAGGCCGGAAGGAGGGGCAGAUCCGGCGACAACUGUCACCAGGCAUACUUGGAAUGCAACGAAGUCUAAG
Molecule: messenger RNA, 1145 nt
Organism: Nicrophorus vespilloides
Lineage: Eukaryota; Metazoa; Arthropoda; Insecta; Coleoptera; Silphidae
Exons: 6
Coding region: 197-1144 (315 amino acids)
Source: RefSeq, a predicted model, not a curated record